Alternaria ethzedia is the source of this 3396-nucleotide messenger RNA. RefSeq lists its product as uncharacterized. The coding region runs from base 1 to 3396 and encodes 1131 amino acids. Gene Ontology annotation, molecular function: protein heterodimerization activity; structural molecule activity. The transcript has 3 exons. The record is from RefSeq and is a predicted model, not a curated record. Gene Ontology annotation, biological process: regulation of transcription by RNA polymerase II. Lineage: Eukaryota; Fungi; Ascomycota; Dothideomycetes; Pleosporales; Pleosporaceae. Gene Ontology annotation, cellular component: SAGA complex; SLIK (SAGA-like) complex.
AUGUCCUUCAGCGCUUCCCCAUAUCCUCCAUCGUCGCGAGAACGCCCAAGCCAUGCCCGCUACCUGCACCAACCGCCCAACGCGACUCGAUUACGCACCCCCAAUGCGACGCUGAAUGAUGAGGCGGCCAUGUCAAACGCCUCCAACGCGAUCAACAUGGGGGACGGAGACAUGGUGGGAGAGGAAGACCCCCGCGCGGCGCGAUGGCGCGAACAGUUUCUACGCACAGAAGCGCGUCUCUCUGCAGUGAUCGGUGGCACGUACGAGGGUGAUGCUGUUGAUGCCCUGGACAACGAGCCGCGCCCGUCAUCCGGGGAUGCGGCGGCGCAUGACGCGCGACCGGCCGUCACCCCGAAGAAGUUGACCCGCACAAUCGACGAAGACGACUAUGGCGACGAUGAAGACGACGAAGACGAAGACGAUACCCGCACCUCGCCGCUACACUCAAAAGGCGCUGCCAAUGGCGUUGCUGCUGCCGCUCCCAGCACGCCAAGCCUCCUCCGCGUUCCUUCCAUAUCGAACAAGUCAGGUCACGACCGGACCGGGACACCUUCGUCGGACCAUACAAAGACAUCAGACGAUGUGCGCAAGAAGCUACAACAGGAUAAGAUUGCGACCGAGGAUGCGGCCAGGCGGAGCUUCCAGACAAUGUUCUACUCGUUGGAAAGUGAUCGUGACGCCAUGCUAGAGCAGCAGAAGCUUGACGAACUCGACCGUCAAGUAGAGAUAGAAACGUCCGGAACGCCUGCGAAUGCACCCCCCAACAGCGUCGUCGUCGCCCCCCAGCAAGGCACUCUCAGCACCACUAACCUUGGCGCCUCCAGUCUCACACUCAAGCACCUCAUCUCCCGUAUCGACGCACAAAGAGACAAAGUCCACGCGACUGAUGCGCAGCUCCGAAGCCUUAUUAGCGAAGUCCGUAAGAACAGGAGUAAAUGGGCAAACGAAGAACGUGUUGGACAGGAGGAACUAUACGAGAGUACAGAGAAGGUUCUCAUGGAACUCAAGGCCAACGAGCAUGCUCACCCCUUCCUUCAACGCGUCAACAAACGAGAGGCACCGGACUACUACAACGUGAUCAAGCAGCCCAUGGAUAUUGGCACGAUGAUGAAGAAGCUCAAGCAACUCCAAUACAAGUCCAAGAAGGAAUUCGUCGACGAUCUUAUGCUCAUAUGGUCAAACUGCUUAAAGUACAACGCGGACCCAAGUCACUUUCUCCGGAAAAAGGCACUACACAUGAAGAAGGAAACCGAGAAGCUCGUACCCCUUAUCCCGGACAUCACUGUUCGCGAUCGUGCAGAAGUCGAGGCAGAGGAACGGAGAAUGCGUCAUGGCGAUGCAGAUGCCGACGGCGCCGACGAUAGUGAAGACGAAGAACCUAUCAUGGCUUCACGAGGACGAAAGGCACCAAGCAAGGGAGGCAAAGGCUCAAGUACAGCAAGAAAGGCCCCUCCAGCAGGUCUGGAGGACACACCGGGACCUGAAACAAAACCAUCAGCUCCAUCUCUCAAUAACGCAGUGUCCAAUCUUAAGAACGAGUUUCUUCGAGCAGACUCCGAAAUGGAAGGCAGCGUCAACGGCUUUUCGACACCUCCCCCACCCGGUACAUUGACACCGUUGGGAGCGAACAGCAUUUCGCGAAACGGCGUGAAUGGUAGCCAAGCCGACGUUUCGGAGGCUGACGGCACUGGUAUCUCGGUCAGUGAUGUUCUGGAAGAGGAUGCUGAUUUGGAUGAUCUGGAAUACAAAACAUGGAAACAAGUGACGAAAAGAGAUCGAGCAAUCAUUGCGUCAGAAAGGCAUAGACUGUUCCGUGACGACCACCUACAGCCAGAUGAACCUGCUAUUCUACGCACAAAAGCUGGCAUGAGAAGAUGGCUACGACACCGAAAGCAAGCUAUCGAGGAAGAAACUGCAAGCGGGGCCGUCUCCGCUCCGGACGGAAAAGACGGCGUUCAGGCCACUGCUGGUGAGUCACUCGCCGAGGGUAUCGAAGGGGAAGAGGAGCGCCAGAUUCCGGAUUACUACGACCCUGUGUGCGCCAUUCCCGACCUUUCUGAACGCCUGCAAUGGGUUGAAGACGCCGAGGGCUAUGUCAUUCCUCAGGCUGAGGAGUACAUGCGUAUUCUGCCAAAGGGGCAGUUCGUAUCGCCAGACAGUGCUUUGGUUCACAAGUUCGAUGACAACAACCACAUACUGCAAGAAACCAGGAAGAUAUGCGCAAAGAUCGGCAUCGUCAAACAGAUGCAGAUCCAAUCGCAGCUAUACCAAAACCAGUUUCAACGAUAUGAACCGCAACCUUUCCACGAGGCAGACAUCGAGCCAACAGUCACAUCCGAGGAUGGGCCGAUCAUGGCCCCCUAUGUCUGUCGCGCCGCCUUACAACGCAGCGUUGGCAAAGUCUUUUAUCAUGCUGGUUUCGAAGAGUUCCAGCCAUCAGCUCUUGAUGCCGUUACUGACAUUGCGGCGAAAUUCUUCCAGAAUCUUGUUGCAAGUCUCGGGGUAUAUCGCGAAACACCGAAGAUGAAGUCAGAUGUCCCCAUCACUCUUCCCAACGGACAGGCUACAAGUUGGACACCACGCUUUACUCAAGAAGAAGCUGUCCUUCACUCUUUGCACGCCAAUGGUGUCGAUCUUGAGUCUCUCGAGACUUAUGUCAAGGACGAUGUUGAGAGGCUUGGUACCAAGCUCGGUGGCAUGCAUGAUAGGAUGCGAUCAUACUACGCUGAACUCCUGCGACCAGCUAUGGAUAACGCCGGUGCUGACGGGGCCGGUGCCUUCAACGACGGUAGCGAGCAAUUCGUGGGUGGAGACUUCGCAGAAGACAUUGGCGAAGACUUCUUCGGUUUCAAAGAGCUCGGUCUUGACAUCGAGUUCGGACUUACUUCCAGCGUCCCGUUGCAUCUACUACAGAACAGGGUGCACAAUGCAUAUGCCAGGCAGGACAACAGCAAUAUUACUACUACUGGUGUCAUUAUGCCUGAGCCACCGAAGUUCGAGCCUGUCACCGUUCAGACCGCUGAGAACCAGAUUGGUCUUCUCCAAAGUUGGCUCUUGGGUAAACUCCAUGACAACAACAGCCAGCCGCUUGUCGAGGAUGAUGAUCUUCCUCCGAAGCAGCGAUUCCCUAAGCCACGCUUGCCACCUACAGGCAAGAUCUCCAGUCCUCGGAAACGCCCUCUCAGAGAGCAGCAACAAAUGGCUCGUAAAAAGCGUAAGCUGGACGAGGAGAAGGAUGACAAUGGCAACGAUCAGGGUGGCUUCAUGAAGGGCAUUGGUAAACCCAUCGGUAAGCUGAAGCUUGAACCGGUGCAAAGAGAGAAUCAUAGCGUUCAAGAGCCAGAGAAAGAGGAUGGUAGCGCGCAUGGCAUGCCGAGCCCACCCGAAUCUUUCUAG